UGGUGGCAGCAGCCCGGGCAGCAGAGAGGGGACAGGCGGCGGGUGGCAGUGUCUCAGGGGCCUCAGCUCCCCCUCGGUGGCCUGUCGAUCCUGGGGGUGGCCGCCGGCCCGGCCCUCGGAGGCCCACGCCCGCCAUGGUCCCCUGCUGGAACCACGGCAACAUCACCCGCUCCAAAGCCGAGGAGCUGCUCUCCAGGACUGGCAAGGACGGGAGCUUCCUCGUGCGUGCCAGCGAGUCCAUCUCCCGGGCCUACGCGCUCUGCGUGCUGUAUCGGAACUGCGUUUAUACCUACCGGAUCCUGCCCAAUGAAGAGGACAAAUUCACUGUCCAGGCGUCCGAGGGUGUCCCUCUGAGGUUCUUCACCAAGCUGGACCAGCUCAUCGAGUUCUACAAGAAGGAGAACAUGGGCCUGGUGACCCACCUGCAGUACCCGGUGCCGCUGGAGGAGGAGGACCCGGGGGAUGAGCCGGAGGAGGAGACAGAAGGCGUCCCGUCUCCACCUGAGCUGCCGCCGAGAAACAUCCCUCUGUCCACCGGGCCAUGCGAGCCCAAGGAGGUCCCUCCCUCGAUCGAGAACCCAAGAGCCGUGGAGGUCAGCCGGCCCAGCCUCUCCGAGACGCUGUUCCAGCGGCUGCAGAGCAUGGACACCAGCGGGCUCCCGGAAGAGCAUCUUAAAGCCAUCCAGGACUACGUAGGCACUCAGCUCGCCCUGGACGCCGAGUUUGUGAAGACGGGCUCCAGCAGCCUCCCCCACCUGAAGAAACUGACAGUGUUCUUGUGCAAGGAGGUCUAUGGAGAAGUGAUCCGGACCCUCCCCUCCCUGGAGUCUCUGCAGAGGUUGUUUGACCAGCAGCUCUCACCGGGCCUCCGUCCGCGGCCUCAGGGGUCUGGUGACACCACUCCGAUCAACAUGGUGACCAAGCUCAGCCAACUGACAAGUCUGCUGUCCUCGAUUGAAGAUAAGGUCAAGGCCUUGCUGCACGAGGGCCCCGAGGCUCCCAACCGGCGGUCGGUCAUCCCUCCGGUCACCUUCGAGGUGAAGGCGGAGUCUCUGGCGAUCCCUCAGAAACUGCACCUCAAAGUCGACGUCGAGUCCGGGAAACUGAUCGUCAAGAAGUCCAAGGACGGCUCUGAGGACAAGUUCUACAACCACAAGAAAAUCCUGCAGCUCAUCAAGUCUCAGAAGUUUCUGAACAAGCUGGUGAUUUUGGUGGAAACAGAGAAGGAGAAGACCCUGCGGAAGGAAUAUGUUUUUGCCGACUCCAAAAAGAGAGAGGGCUUCUGCCAGCUCCUGCAGCAGAUGAAGAACAAGCACUCGGAGCAGCCGGAGCCCGACAUGAUCACCAUCUUCAUCGGCACCUGGAACAUGGGUAACGCCCCCCCUCCCAAGAAGAUCACGUCCUGGUUUCUCUCCAAGGGGCAGGGAAAGACGCGGGACGACUCUGCCGAUUACAUCCCCCACGACAUCUACGUGAUCGGCACCCAGGAGGACCCCCUGGGCGAGAAGGAGUGGCUGGAGAUACUCAGAAACUCCCUGCAAGAAAUCACCAGCAUAACUUUUAAAACGAUCGCCAUCCACACGCUCUGGAACAUUCGCAUUGUGGUGCUGGCCAAGCCGGAGCACGAGAACCGGAUCAGCCACAUCUGCACGGACAACGUGAAGACGGGCAUCGCCAACACGCUGGGGAACAAGGGAGCUGUGGGGGUGUCAUUCAUGUUCAAUGGGACCUCCUUGGGGUUCGUCAACAGCCACUUGACUUCCGGCAGUGAAAAGAAACUCAGGCGAAACCAGAACUACAUGAACAUUCUUCGGUUUCUGGCUCUGGGAGACAAGAAGCUGAGCCCCUUCAACAUCACUCACCGCUUCACCCACCUCUUCUGGCUCGGGGACCUCAACUACCGCGUGGACCUGCCCACCUCGGAGGCGGAGGCCAUCAUCCAGAAGAUCAGGCAGCAGCAGUACGCAGACCUCCUGGCGCACGACCAGCUGCUCCUGGAGAGGAAGGAGCAGAAGGUCUUUCUGCACUUCGAGGAGGAAGAAAUCACGUUCGCCCCCACCUACCGCUUCGAAAGACUGACUCGGGACAAGUACGCCUACACUAAGCAGAAGGCCACGGGGAUGAAGUACAACCUGCCCUCCUGGUGCGACCGCGUCCUCUGGAAGUCCUACCCGCUGGUGCACGUGGUGUGUCAGUCCUACGGCAGCACCAGCGACAUCAUGACAAGUGACCACAGCCCUGUGUUUGCCACAUUUGAGGCAGGAGUCACCUCCCAGUUUGUCUCCAAAAAUGGCCCCGGGACUGUCGACAGCCAAGGGCAGAUCGAGUUCCUCAGGUGCUUCGCCACCCUGAAGACCAAGUCCCAGACCAAAUUCUACCUGGAGUUCCACUCGAGCUGCUUGGAGAGUUUUGUCAAGAGCCAGGAAGGGGACAAUGAAGAAGGGAGCGAAGGGGAGCUGGUGGUGAGGUUUGGCGAGACCCUUCCAAAGCUGAAGCCCAUUAUUUCCGACCCCGAGUUCCUGCUGGACCAGCACAUCCUGAUCAGCAUUAAAUCCUCCGACAGCGAUGAAUCCUACGGCGAGGGCUGCAUUGCUCUGCGGUUAGAGGCCACGGAAACUGAGCUCCCCAUCUACACGCCCCUCACCCACCACGGAGAGAUGACGGGCCACUUCCGGGGGGAGAUCAAGCUGCAGACGUCCCAGGGCAAGAUGAGGGAGAAGCUGUACGACUUCGUGAAGACGGAGCGGGACGAGGCCAGCGGGCCCCGGUGUCUGAAGAGCUUCAGCAGCCACGACCCCAUGAAGCAGUGGGAGCCCACCAACAGGGUCCCUCUCUGCACGGGCUCCGGCAUCACCGAAAUCAUCAACCCCAACUACAUCGGCAUGGGGCCCUUGGGGCACAUGAAACAGGCCCUGUCCCCCGACCAGCAGCCCACCGCCUGGAGCUACGACCAGCCGCUCAAGGACCCCUCCCUGGGGCCUGGGCGGGGGGAGAGCCCUCCGACGCCACCCUCCCAGCCGCCCAUAUCGCCCAAGAAGUUUUCGUCCUCCACGGCCACCCGGGGCCCCUGCCCCAGGACACAGGAGUCCAGGCCUGGCGACCUAGAACCUUUGCCUCAGGAGGAGCCCAAGCUGGCCAAGCCCGAGAUGUUCGAGAACCCACUGUACGGGUCUGUGAGCUCUCUCCCCAAGCCGGCUCCCAGGAGAGAGCAGGAGUCUCCCAAGAUGCUGAAGAAGGAGCCCCCGCUGUGCCCAGACACAGGGUCCUUGUCGCCCAGCAUCCUGCUCUCCAAAGCCCAGGAGGCUGAGGGCAGCAAGGGGGCAGGCAAGCCGGUGCCCACGCCCCCACCCUUCCUCAGUCCCACGCCCCGGCUCCGCUCCUUCACCUGCUCGACCUCAGCUGAGGGCCGGCCGGCCGCUGGGGACAAGAGCCAGGGGAAGGCCAAGGCCCCCACCGGCGCCCCGGUCCCAGUGCCAGCCAAGAGGCCCGUCAAGCCUUCCAGGUCGGAGCAGAGCCAGCAGGUGCUGCCCACCCCAGCCCCACGGCCGCCCCUCCCGGUCAAGAGCCCGGCAGUCCUGCACCUGCAGUACUCCAAGGGCCGCGACUACCGCGAGAACACCGAGCUCCCCUACCAGGGCAAGCACCGGCCCCCCGAGGACUCGCCGCUCAGCAGGGCUACCACGCAGUGAAGCGCCCGGUGAGCCGCCAGCGAGACCGGAGCCCGAGCAGCCGCGCCCAGCCACUCCAACACUCUCCCGGGACUUCCUGUCGGCCCCUCCUCCCCAGCCUCCUGUGCAGGGCCGCACACUUUCCAGGAGAGGCCCGGCUCCUGCGUGACCAGCGGCCUGUGCCGGCUCCAGACUCGGCCCCUCGUGCGGAGGUUGGAAGGGAAAGCGCACCCGGUGGGCGACGAGCCCCCGGCGCACCUGGGCCCCCAGCUCGAUCUCGGUACUUGGGACCCAAGAGCCUCGUUCCGGUCACUGCUUUUGAAGAAAGGAACUGAAAUGCUGAUUUCCGGGUGGAGAUAUAAAUAAUAAUAAUAAUAUUAAUAAUAAUAAUGGCUGCAUGUAUCAAGCACUCACCGUGUGCCAGGCACCUGCUAAGUGCUUCGCAAACAUUGUGGGUUGAGUCUUCUUCAGCCGACCAAAACCACGUUCCCGGACCCCCCAGUUCAGAACAGCAUGUCCUGAGUGGUUUGGGCAAAGCAUUAAAAAUUAAGGCCGGUGCCCUGCCGGAGCGACACGGGGCCCGGCCUGCAGGUAGCUGAAGAGUGAGUGCUCAUUCAGGGUACAAGGAACCUGACCUUGUAGUUGUAGCUUCAGUGACAAAAACUGCUUUAGCUAAAGCCCCAGCGGUUCAGGCAGAACUGGUGUCCAGCCCAGGGGUCUGUCUGGGUCCUCUCAGCUCUUAUUUUGAAGGAGGAAAAGCAGCUCUGACUUUGGUGGGGAGGCCCAGCUUCGGCCCAGGCCUCCACCAGGGCCCUGUCCCCCACCCCUCCCCCCGGCCCAUGCCCUCCCUGCUGUGGGUAACCUCCACCAGGCCACAGGGCAAGGCAGGCCUCCCAGUGCUUGUCCCGUCAUGCUAAUAAUAGCAGAGCCUCCGCUGCUGCCCCUGCGCCUGAGCUCCCCCCGUGGCUGUCCGGGGGGGUGGGGGGCUUCUCGGUGCCCGGCUCUCGUGGCUUUGGGCCCCGCUCCCUCGGUGACUAGAAUAGGUCGGUGAUGUCUUUCCUUGUGUUGCUUUUCCACGUAACAGAAUUGAUGUAGGAAACCAAACCCAGGAGUGUGUGUGUGUGUGUGUGUGUGUGUGUGUGUGUGCGUGUGCGUGUGUGCGUGCUGGAGACGGGACACACACCCCGUGUCCCCUCGUGGUGUGUCAGUCUGUGCGACCAAUAAAGUGCCUUUCUCACCCA
Molecule: messenger RNA, 4909 nt
Organism: Phyllostomus hastatus (greater spear-nosed bat)
Lineage: Eukaryota; Metazoa; Chordata; Mammalia; Chiroptera; Phyllostomidae
Gene: INPP5D
Product: inositol polyphosphate-5-phosphatase D
Exons: 27
Coding region: 135-3689 (1184 amino acids)
Biological process (GO): phosphatidylinositol dephosphorylation
Molecular function (GO): phosphatase activity
Source: RefSeq, a predicted model, not a curated record